Molecule: messenger RNA, 1405 nt
Organism: Quercus robur (English oak)
Lineage: Eukaryota; Viridiplantae; Streptophyta; Magnoliopsida; Fagales; Fagaceae
Product: glyoxylate/succinic semialdehyde reductase 2, chloroplastic
Exons: 12
Coding region: 119-1204 (361 amino acids)
Cellular component (GO): chloroplast
Molecular function (GO): NAD binding; NADP binding; glyoxylate reductase (NADPH) activity
Source: RefSeq, a predicted model, not a curated record
ACCCUCCUAUCGCUUCCUUUAUCCAAACAAUUGUAAACUCAACUUAGUUUGCCAGCUUUGUCACAACCGUCAACCGUUGGAAGUUGGAACUCACAGACCAAAAGUAAAAGUUGUGGUCAUGAGCUGCUUGGUCAAAACCAAUUACAGUCACCAACUAUCUUCAACAGCCAUGGCCAUGUGCUCAAGCUUUUGCCCUCUGAUUCCAAACCAGUUAAGAGCAAGACCCAUUUGCCCUUUCCCCACAAAACCGCUAUUUACUCUAUCUGUCAAAGCUUUCUCUUCUGAGACAUCCAAUGCUUCAUCUAAAGCCGAUGGAUUGUCAGCCCGGAUUGGCUUUCUAGGUCUUGGAAUAAUGGGUUCUCCAAUGGCACAAAACCUUAUAAAGGCUGGGUGUGAUGUGACUGUUUGGAAUAGGACCAAGAUCAAAUGUGAUCCCCUUAUCAGCUUAGGUGCAAAAUAUAAAUCCUCCCCUCAGGAAGUAGCUGCUUCUUGUGAUGUCACAUUUGCCAUGCUAGCUAAUCCUGAAAGUGCAUUGGAGGUUGCUUGUGGGGAGCACGGGGCUGCAAGUGGAAUGAGCUUAGGCAAAGGGUAUGUGGAUGUUUCAACAGUUGAUGGUGCCACUUCUAAAUUGAUUGGUGGACGCAUUAAUGCUACUGGGGCAUCAUUUUUGGAGGCUCCAGUUUCAGGAUCCAAAAAGCCUGCAGAAGAUGGGCAACUGAUAUUUCUUACAGCAGGUGACAAAUCUCUGUAUGAAUUGGUUGCUCCACUUUUAGACAUCAUGGGGAAGUCAAGGUUUUACCUUGGGGAUGUUGGGAAUGGAGCAGCAAUGAAACUAGUUGUGAACAUGAUCAUGGGAAGUAUGAUGGCAUCGUUUUCUGAAGGAUUGCUUCUCAGUGAGAAAGUAGGACUGGAUCCAAGUGUACUAGUAGAGGUUGUCUCACAGGGUGCCAUUAGCUCACCAAUGUACUCAACCAAAGGUCCAUCAAUGAUCCAAUCCACGUAUCCGACUGCAUUUCCUUUAAAGCAUCAACAAAAGGACCUGAGGCUUGCUCUGGGACUAGCAGAAUCUGUUUCCCAGCCUACUCCAAUUGCAGCAGCUGCAAAUGAACUAUAUAAGGUUGCAAAAUCUCAUGGCCUUAGUGACCAAGACUUCUCAGCAGUUAUUGAAGCAUUGAAAGCUAAAUUGCAAAACCCACCAAACUAGAAGAAUUCAUCUUGUAGGAGAAUAAAUAUGAGUAUGGCCUCUGAUAUUGUAAUUGGGUUGGGCUCUCUAAUUACCAUCAGUUUGAGGUUUUUGUCCAUUUUGUUUUAUAGCAGAUUAUUAAACAGACUCAUUUUACAAUAGAACCCACCUCCUAUUAGAUCCUAAAAAUCAGACUGAGUUUUAAAGUUUUCUUUACUUUCA